Messenger RNA from Anthostomella pinea, 579 nucleotides. The record is from the annotation of a GenBank genome assembly. NCBI's taxonomy places the organism in Eukaryota, Fungi, Ascomycota, Sordariomycetes, Xylariales, Xylariaceae.
AUGAAGAAGAGGCCGACAUCGAACAAGAGCAUGGCUCCGAAGCCCGCAGCUCCCCGAACGACAUGGGACGACACGACGCGUACGGAUCUGCUCCAGGCUAUUAUAGAUAUUGCAGCUCCUACCGCGGAGGAUUGGGUGGCUAUUAUGGAGAUCCUCAACGCCAAAGGCUACUCAUACACUCACACGGCUGCUAUACAGCAUCUACAGAAGCUGAAGCGCAAGGAGAAGACCACUGGCUGCCUACGGUCGCAAUUCAUGGCUCGCUUGACGAUCGGUCCAUUGCCAUGGACAAAGGCAAGGCUAUGUCCGGCCGUGAUGCUUGAAGACAUGAUGCUUGACGAAGACGAGCCUGCUUGCCCCAGAUGCUUCUGCGGUCAGGAUGAGUCCAAGGACAUAAUUGUCAGCGAGCUGCUCAACCAGGGCGAGAUGGAGCGUCUUCUGCGAGACUCGUUCGGCAAUUACGUGGUGCAGACCACGUUGGAGCAUGCCACCAACUCGUUGAGGGCGUUCUCCCUAUGCUUCCGGGUAUUAGAGGCACUCCUCACGGUCGCUGGCAGUCCCUUAUCCCGGCGGCCUUAA